AUGUUCCCACUGACGUCGAAACUCCUCUAUCAUUCUCCCAUCAAGGGCCUGCGCAAUUUCAUGAGAGCAGCUGAAGAGUUCAACAAAUACUGUCUGGGAUCAUAUAAACGAUACCUAGCAUCAUAUGACCCCCAAACGCGCCAUGAUCUGAUUGCCCGAAUGGUCAACGAGCGAACAGCCCUGACCAAGCAAGGCCAGAGCAUCCCACGGCAUGUGACGGAGCGAGGAAUCGUCGACGAGCUAUCGAACCUGGUCUUCGCAGGCACCGAUACCACCGGCAACACUCUGACCUACCUCUUUUACGAUCUAGCGCGCCAUCCAGAAUGGCAAACAAGACUCCACAAGGAAGUAGUAGAUGCCGUCGGCGAGCAAGCUAGUCCUGACUACAGCCUCAUCCAGGGACUUCCCGCCCUCGAGGCAGUCGUGCAGGAGAUUUUCCGCUUCCGCCCUGCAUCUCCGGAUGGGUUGAUCAGAGUCGUCCCGAAAGGAGGUGCGGUUGUUGACAGUGUCUUCGUUCCCGCUGGGACUCUCGUUUCAAGCCAGGCGCUAAGCACGCAGCGCGAUCCGACCAUCUUCCCUGAUCCGGACAGCUUCAACCCACAGAGGUGGCUGGACGCCGAGGGCACCGAAAACAUUGAUCUGAUGCGUGAGCAGAUGCUGCUGUUUGGGAAAGGUGCCCGGUCGUGCCUUGGCCGACGGCUUGCAACCAUGGAGAUCAAGUGUGCUCUGGCAGCGAUCGCUAGGAGGUAUAAAGUCGAAAUCGGCAGCGCCGAGACCGAUGAUGACAUGCAGAUGAUUGAUCAUUUCGUGCUUAUUCCGAAGGGGCAGAGAUGUGUUUUGCGACUUACAAGGCUCUAG
Messenger RNA from Exophiala bonariae, 858 nucleotides. RefSeq lists its product as uncharacterized. NCBI's taxonomy places the organism in Eukaryota, Fungi, Ascomycota, Eurotiomycetes, Chaetothyriales, Herpotrichiellaceae. Gene Ontology annotation, molecular function: heme binding; monooxygenase activity; iron ion binding. The record is from RefSeq and is a predicted model, not a curated record. The transcript is spliced from 3 exons. Bases 1 to 858 code for a protein of 285 amino acids.